Nannospalax galili (Upper Galilee mountains blind mole rat) is the source of this 4459-nucleotide messenger RNA. RefSeq names its product solute carrier family 35 member A3 (gene Slc35a3). Gene Ontology annotation, molecular function: UDP-galactose transmembrane transporter activity. Lineage: Eukaryota; Metazoa; Chordata; Mammalia; Rodentia; Spalacidae. The record is from RefSeq and is a predicted model, not a curated record. Gene Ontology annotation, biological process: pyrimidine nucleotide-sugar transmembrane transport. Gene Ontology annotation, cellular component: Golgi membrane. The transcript has 8 exons. Bases 125 to 1141 code for a protein of 338 amino acids.
GCUAGCGGCCAGUCACUCCUUCAGUGACUGUCCCCUGAGCUCCCGCUCAGCCUGUGACCCUGGGGUGAAGACGGAUGCGCCCGACGAGGACCUUGUGCCCAGGGACCUGCAGGGACUUCAAGAAAUGGAAAGGGUGCCCUUGGCAAAUGAAGAUAAAACGAUGUCCUCAAACUUAAAAUACCUAUCCUUGGGAAUUUUGGUCUUUCAGACUACCAGUUUAGUUCUAACCAUGCGUUAUUCCAGAACUUUAAAAGAGGAGGGCCCUCGUUAUUUGUCUUCUACAGCGGUGGUUGUUGCUGAAUUUCUGAAGAUAAUGGCCUGCAUCCUUUUAGUCUACAAAGACAGUAAGUGCAGCGUGAGAACCCUGAAUCGAGUGCUACAUGAUGAAAUUCUUAACAAACCCAUGGAAACACUUAAGCUUGCCAUUCCAUCAGGGAUCUAUACUCUUCAGAAUAAUUUACUGUAUGUGGCACUGUCAAAUCUAGAUGCAGCCACUUAUCAGGUCACAUAUCAGUUGAAAAUUCUUACAACAGCAUUAUUUUCUGUGUCUAUGCUUGGCAAAAAAUUGGGUGUAUACCAGUGGCUCUCCCUAGUAAUUCUGAUGACAGGAGUUGCUUUUGUACAGUGGCCUUCUGAUUCUCAAGAGCUUGAUUCCAAGGAGCUUUCAGCUGGCUCUCAGUUUGUAGGCCUCAUGGCAGUUCUCACAGCAUGUUUUUCAAGUGGCUUUGCUGGAGUUUAUUUUGAGAAAAUCUUAAAAGAAACAAAGCAGUCGGUAUGGAUAAGAAACAUUCAGCUUGGUUUCUUUGGGAGUAUAUUUGGAUUGAUGGGUGUAUAUAUUUAUGAUGGAGAAUUGGUAUCAAACAAUGGAUUUUUUCAAGGAUAUAAUCAACUGACAUGGAUAGUUGUUGUUCUUCAGGCCCUUGGAGGACUUGUGAUAGCUGCUGUUAUCAAGUAUGCAGAUAAUAUUCUAAAAGGAUUUGCAACGUCCUUGUCCAUAAUAUUAUCAACACUCAUAUCCUAUUUUUGGCUACAAGAUUUUGUGCCAACCAGUGUCUUUUUCCUUGGAGCCAUCCUUGUAAUAGCAGCUACUUUUCUAUACGGUUAUGAUCCUAAACCUUCAGGAAACCCCACUAAAGCGUAGUCACGUACUAUCAUCUGGUUUUUCACGAUGGUGCCCUAGGAAUCGCAACGUUAAUCUUGCACAGAAGACUUCUCCAGAUUCUGUGAAGAUAUCAUCAUGCUAAACCUGAUUGUACUGUUCAAAUGGUUUGAAGUGUGCAAGCUUCAGGAUUAAAUAUGUAUACACUAUCUGGAAAUCAAACUUGAAAGCAUUUCCAGGGACUAGGAUUAGAAGGAAUACUGGGAGGAAACUUGAAGUUUAAGUUUAUAAAGAGUUUACCUUUUUGAUUGCUGCAGAAUUGUCCUAUGCACUCUUUGCAAGAGCACACAAAUGUCAAAUACCAAUUUUUGAAAGUUAGAUCUACUUACUCUUACUAAAUUUUUAAAAAAAUCUUACUCUUUCUGUACAGGUAUAUCAAAUCACACGGAAUAUUCAAAGCUUGAAACUUACGGUUGCCUAUAAAGCUGUGAAAAAACAAAUAUGAUUUUAAAACAUUUUGAUGUAUUUGAAAUUUUUAUAUUCAUACAGAAGAUUGCUACGCAAAGAUUGCUAAAUGUUAUUUGUUCAAUUAUAUAAAAUAUUCUGGGUCCGAUUUGUCAUAGAAUAAAAUUCAUAUUUAAAUUCAGUGCAUAGAGAAUCUAUUUCUCCAUGUAUAUCUUCAGACCUCUUAGUGCUUUGAGACAGCUGAAUGCAAUCCAACUUCCUAUGCCACGAAGCCAGUGACUCUUACACUAGUGGAGCUUUAUCUUUAGUUUCCUAGUGUACUUCUUUUCCACAAAUAAGAGAAAUCUUUAACAUUAUCUUAAGUUGAAUUUGUGGGUGUUGUCAUUAAAAAGUUUAAGUGAAUUUAAAGGGAUGAAAUAUACAUUUAAUGUUUGAAAAUAAUUAUUAUUGCCUAAUAUUUCCAUGUGGAGAAAUCAGAACUAUUAAGCAUAUACUGUAUACAAUAUAAAUUUUUUAAAUGGAGAAUUUACUCAUUGAUCUAUAGCAGGAAUGUUCUUUAAUCUGCAACUUUUGAUAAAAACAACAACCAAAAAAUAGUAAUACACAUGAGUGACCAAGAGCAAACUGACUUUCUUAUAGACAUUCCCUGCUGCUGUGCUGCAUUCUUCCAAAUGGCAUCUAACUUUUAAGUUCAAAGGCUGCUUAGGAGAACUCUUUGGGUCUCUCAUAAGCCUGCUAUCCCCAAGAAUACUCUGAUCAUGUGACUGGAAGAGGUGGUUAAAUUCUGAGUUCCCUUUCUGUGUCCCCAUAAGAGCUGCUGGGAAGGAGCCACCAUUUGCUUUAAAGUAGUGGGUUUUCUUUCUUUUUUAACACUGGAGUUGAGGGUGCAAAUUAUAUGACCUAUUUAAUAAGCUGAUUCAAAGAAGAGAGGAGAUAUUAAGAAAUAGUAAGAUGAGGUGGGAGGCAAAAAUGCUUUCUAUACUUGGAAUGUAGGUUUAAUUUAAUUAUUGACCAUAAGCAGAAUUACCUACUGAGUAUGAGAAGUAUUUUACUUUACUUUUUCAUUUAUAUUGUAUAUAUUUUAAAAAUCUGUUCUAAUGUAAGAACAGAUAAGAUAUAAAGCCUUUAUAAGAUAUAAAACCUAUAAAAAGAUAACUAUUUUUGUGUAGUUCAAAUGGAUUUUGUUAAAUAGGGUUUUCUCGAAAGUACCAUUGUUGAGAACUGCUGAGUACAGUUGGCUAGUUGAACUGACUGUUGUACUUUGCUAAUGCAAACACAGUUACACGCCUAAUCAGCUCCAUUCAAAGUUUUAAAGUACUUAAAAUUACAAGACCUUUAAAAUCAGUUUGCUGGUGAUAACAAAAUGAUAGUAAGCAAAAUUUCUGAAUUCCAUAUUUAUGAUUUUCAGUGGCUACCUUUUAGAGUAUUUGAUAACUACUAUAUUUUGAGUGUGGUGUUUGAAGACUGCCACAACACUCAGACCCAUGUCCUAUUAUUACUCACUACUGUGAGAAACCAAGGCUUGCAAACACACAAAGUUCAAGACUAAAGAUGGAUGUUCAGCUCACAUAAGUAUUGUUUGGGCAACUGUGUUUUAAUACACUGUGAAUUCACAAUUAAUGAUAAUUUAGAUCUACCUGUUUUAACCCUUCAAAAAUUUAUGAGUGGGCUAGGUGUGGUGGUACACACACCUUUAGUUCCAGAGGCGGCGGAUCUCUGUGAAAUCUAGGCCAGCUUGGUCUACAUAGUGAGUUCCAGGCUACCUAGGGCUAUAGGGAGACCCUGUCUCAAAACAAAACAAAACAAAUUUGUACAAGCAAGUUAUUGGAUAUUAGGUUUGUUAAAGUAACAGGUACAUUUUAGGUAUCUAAAAAUCCCACAAUUUUCAAGAUUCUUAAUAAAGUUUAUAAAAAUGUAAUUAAGAAUUAUGAAGUAUAUUGUCAAAGCAAGCUUUUAUUAGGCAUCAUUUUUGUUUUUCUCUUCUAGUAGGUUUGAAAAUGCCAUUGGGCUAUAUGGUUUAUAUAAGGUAAAAAAAUCAUAUUUGAAAAAGUGGGCUUGUAUCCUAGAUUGUGUUAUAUAUACAGAGAUUGAAAUUUUGUGUAUUGUGGUUUGUGUUUUGAUGACUUUCAAAGGUAUUACUGUGUCAACCUUUUAUAAUGAUAACUUCUUGAUUAUUUAAAUUUUUAUACUUUGUAUACUUGUUAUCUCUUAACUGCUUUCCUCUAUGUGAAAUGUGUUGGGAAGAGAAUAGUGCCAAUUGAUAGCUCUUUUAGAAAUGAAGACCAUGGCCCUGGAAGAAGAGUUUGAAAUGCAGCAGGUAGAUUUUUUUUCAAGUUACUUUUAUGAUAGUAUAGAGUUUAAAGAUGCAGAACUUGAAUGUUUACAUCAGUUUAUCUCAAAUGCCACAGAAUUUCAUAGAAAGGAAAAAGCAGUUCUAUAUUUCAACUAGAUUCUACUGAGUCUAAAAGGAAAUUAACAUUUUGAACUUCUAUACACUUAAGUGUAAUAUUGAAUAUUCUCACAUAUCAAAUUAGACUUUUAAAAUGUCCUUGUACAGUCAUUCAACUGUACAAUGAGAUAUUUUCCCCUCUUCAACUGAGAUAUUUUUAAGAGUUUAGCAUUAUUCAUUUUAUUUAAACAUUCAUUGUAAAAAUAUUUAAUUACAGUAGAUGUAUACUUUACAUGAGAUUUCUAAAAAAAGUAUUUAUUUUAAGACUUAUUUUAAGACUCUCCAAGAUAUUUACAGUAGUUAUAGGGCCAAAGAAAAUUCACCUUUAUCACAUUCUGGUCCUGUGUGCCUUGCUUUACCAAAUACCUGACUUUUGUGGAGAAUAUUUCUGCCAUUCACAAUUUUGGACACAUGGGCAAAAUCAGGAUUUUUUUUUUUUUCAAGAA